CGCGCGGGGCAGAGUUUAAAGCGGUAUGCACUCUCCCUGCCUGCUCUCGAGUGUGGGAAGGCGUCUUUGGGCCUGGCCUUCCCCCCCUUUUCCGUCGCCGCUGAGGAGAGGAAGGAAGGCAGGAGGGCGGGCAGGGACGGCGUCGCCUGAGGCAACAACAUGCCGCCUGGGCCUUCCUUCUCCUCAGGGUGAGGCGCCUCAGGGAGCGGGGGACGCGGGGCGGGCGCCUCAGCCGCCAUGAGGGGCGCCGCCGAGGAGCUGGAGGGCUUCGACGGGGAGGCCUCGAGCAGCUCCAUGAUCUCGGGCGCCAGCAGCCCCUACCAACCCACCACCGAGCCCGUCGGGCAGCGGCCUGGCCUCAGGGGACUCCGCUGCGACGCCCAGUACCUGCGAGGCGCGCCUGGGAGGCUCAAGGUGGCGCAGACGGUUUUGGCACUGAUUUCCUUUAUCUGCAUAGAGACAAUAAUGGAAUGCUCCCCUUGUGAAGGCAUUUACUUCUUUGAAUUUGUCAGCUGUAGUGCAUCAGUAGUUACUGGAGUUCUGUUACUUAUGUUCUGUUUAAAUCUCCAUGCAAGAAUACCACAGAUCAACUGGAACAUUACAGAUUUAGUCAAUACUGGACUCUGCACUUUCUUUUUUUUCAUUGCAUCUGUAGUACUUGCGGCACUUAACCAUAGAAAAGGAGCAGAAAUUGCAGCUGUGAUAUUUGGUUUCUUAGCAACUGCAGUCUAUGCUGUGAAUUUAUUUCUAGCCAUUAAAAAUUGGAGAAUCAACAACCAACAGCAAAAUGGCCGACAAACCAGUGAUUAUAUGCGCGCUCGGACAGAAUCCAGAGACGUAGAUCAUCACCCAGAGAUUCAACGUCUUGAUGGGUGAAAAUAACAUGCAAAUUGUGAUGUCUGUGAAGAAGGAAACAAAAUAGAAGCCUGCGGACCAUUUAAAAUACUAGUGUUCACUUUUUUAUGAAAUGAAGGAGGAGCAUAUGGUCACCAAGAGUACUGGCAUGUACAGUGACUAGAAGAAGGAUUGAGAAGUAAUUGACAUGAAGGCUCUAAAGAUUGACCUUUUCAAAUGAAGAUAUUUGUGUAUAAAGGAGGAAGAAGAGGAGGAAGAGAAGGAUUGUUUGCAGUGAAAAACUCUCUUGGUGCACGUUGUUUUGUUGACUUAACAGACCCAGAGAAAAGAAACUUGGUAUCCUGUCUACAUUUCCACCAUCCAGUAGAAACAUCAAUUAAAAUUGGCAAAAGCUUCUGCUUUUGAAAGAGCAUCCAAUAGAUACAAUGUACUGGGGAGACAGAUAGCAAUAACAUAAAACCAGUUACAUGGUUACACAACUCCAUAUAUUUCCCUAACAAGGUUUUCCAAAUAUUUUUUGUUCAUACACUCUGCUAUUUAUCUGCCACAAAGAGCUAUGUCAAACUUUUAGCUAGAGGAUUAUGUAAACGACUUUCUAAACUGCAAACAAAGCACAAAGAUCACUCCAGGUAUGAACUAAGAUUUACCUUCUGUGUCUAGUACUUUAAUUUCCUUUUCCGCUAUGACAAAGGAUAAUGCAAAGUUGGUAUUUUUGUUUCUCAAAACAUACAAAAUGAAACAUUUCCCAUUUUUAUUUACUCUUUGGAAGAUUCAGUGUGAUCUGUUUAAGAAACAUUUGCUUCAUAUUCAUGUACUACUCUAUUUCUGAAAUGGCAAAAUUCCCGUGAAAGCUUAAUUUGUUUGACUGAAAAUUUCAACUGGCUAAAUUAAUCUGAUUUGUGUAUUUGGAUUACACUGGUUUGGCUGAUUUAAGUGAAGGUAGCUAAAUAAUACCUUUUAAGGCAUGAAAGUUAAUCUAUGGACUGUAUGAAUAAGUGUUCACAGUGAAGACUUCUUUUGCCACAGUGAUAGACAGAGUCGUAUUUCUGUGGUCUAUUUAUUUUGCUUACAUCUGUAUAUAACUCGAUUUAUUCCAUUUCCCACCAUGAUUUCAUGGGGAAAGUAAUGCACUCUGAGAAUAGGGAAUUUGGAGCAGGUGAUUGGGCUCUCCUUUGCAUCAUGUUUCAUUUGUCUUCCAUUUGAUCAACCACAAGGUUAUUAUGUAAAUUUAGUAAGAUCUGAUGCUCAUUUUCCUCAAAAUAUCAGGAAUGUUUUUCAAGUGAUGGUGAAGCAGCCCAGCCUUCCCCAACAUGGAAAGCCAGAAGGUAGAAUUGCUGAAUACCACUAAUUGUAGGGUGGUUGUGAACUGUGUCAGAUGGUGAUGUUAAUGCUCCAUAGUUUUUGCAUGAUAUCAUCUUACUUACAAUCUUUCUGGAUUGUAAAAGCACAUUCACACACUUGAGAUGCUAAUCUGUUCAGUUUCUGUUAGCCUUCAUAGCACUUGAAGUCAACUUCAUCUUACUUGAAACUCUGUCAGCCACUCAAGGCCACGUGUGGUGUCAGUAUCAGCAAGUAGAACAAAAUAUUCAAGUCUUUAAGACCAAUAUUCUGCACUAAGAAGAUAAGAGUGUAGCAAGGAGUUAUUCCAGACUUGCAAUUCCAGACCUUGCAAAUGUGCAUGUGUAUUGCAUUCAAAAUGCCCAGCAUGCAUCAGUGUGCAGCGGAUAUGAAUAUCUAUGCACAAUAUGCAACUUUCAUACGUGCAACUUCUCUUUUGCAAUCUUGAAAUACAGUUCAUUUGUAUCAGGCAAAACUAUCCUGCUGCUUCCACAGGAGAAUUUGUGCAUAUGUAAGACACCAGAAGAAUCCUAGCCUAAGAAUAUUAUCUUUUGUUGUUUGUUUGCUUACUUUAAAAAAAAGUAAUUGUAUGAAGCUCAGGAGCUAUGCUAGAACAUAUGUUUGCUGUCCUUGGGAUCGGGGCUUCUAAUGUAUGGAGCAAAAUCUAGUCCUCUUCAAAGAUCUUAUGGAAUUGAUCCUGUUUCAUUGAUUCUAUGUCAACAUGAUAAGGUAUGUCAAAAAUGAAAUUGCAUCAUGUAUCGAAGAAUUUGCCUUUUGUUGACAAAGGAUCUGUAGGCCAAGAUAUUUUGAAAACUCAGAUCAUGUGCAGCCCUUUAAAAAGUCUUGAUUCUUUCACCAGACUUUUAAAAAGUAGGUCAAGAAACCCAAUUACUCUCUGCUGUGCCUAAAUUGGAACUGGCAUGGUGUAAUGGUUUGAGGAUUGACCCCAGAAGGCCAUGAAAGAUGGCUGUGGAGUGCUUAUGUGGACAGGAUUAAUGCUUCAGCAAUUUCAGAAAUACACAGCUCCAAGUGAAAGUAGUAAACAAAUGCCUCCCCCGGCAAGAAAAGCAUGGUGUUCCCAUGGAACGCUCCAUGCCCUCUUUUAUCUUGCUCUGGUAAAGUCAAGCGCCAACCAGCUGUUUUCAAACAGCGCAUUUCACCAGAGGAGUGAAGAAAAAACUCCUUGGUUCAGAUGGAUUUGGAAUCGGUGGAGCUUUGUGGACUCCUUUGCAGCUUGCUACCAGUUUAUGGGGGUCCUGUGUAGGCACUCGAAAGCAAACUGUAUUUCUUAAAUCCACAUUUGGCCCAGAUUAAUUGGCUGUGUGAAAGCAGCCAGAAUUAAAUAAUACACUUUAUUUAUGAAGUAUGAUAUAUAGUUUGUGAUGGUGUAUAUGCUUAAGUCUUCACUUAACUUGAGAAGAAUUGUUGGAUGCCUUUGUGUUAUCUGAAUUGGUGUCUUCUCUUACGCUUUAGAUAUCAUCAUGCAUAUAUCCCAUUUUAAAUAUGGUAAAAUAUGUAAUCAUGUUACCCAAAUACAUAACUUCAGUUAUCCAAUGACUGGGUGGAAAUGGCCUUUUGAGGAAUAUCUAGAUUGCCCAAUGCAAUUCUGUGGCAUGCUGGGACUAGAAGUCAUGUUAUUUAACGGCACUUGGUUGUACUUUCGCAUGGAAACCUAUCCCCUCUGAGUACUGCUGUACAUAGUUUGGCACAGCGACCUUGAUUAUUAUAUUACUGGACUUUGUGUUUUUAGGAUUAAUCCAUUUCUUCCCCACAGUUUUCAUAGAAAAAAUUUCAGUGCAAGGCUGCUCAAUUUUGUGUUUUUUUAGUUAAUUUUGAAAACACAAGAACCCAAAGCAAAAUGCAGAUAUUCAGGUUUGAGGUUGUUGUGCUUAGAGCUGGUUGCUAUGGUGGUACAAAUAAUCACGAGAGAAAAACAAAUUGGUGGUAGAAUAUCUCAUUUUUGUAACCUAUUGCAGAAUGCAUAUGGAUUGGGUAGCAGAAAAGCACAUGGAGUCUAACUUGUAACUACAUAGUUUUAUCUGAUAUUUUUUGCUACCUGCCUUCCAGAGCUUUCACUCUAUCCAAGGUUACUUUGAAACAGCUGUUUAGAAGUGUAGCAUUUUAAUGUUUCUCUCUAAGUACGUUUUGACUAGACUGAGAGAGAGUGGCUUUUAAUAUGAUUGAAGCUGCUGAGUCUUAUCUCAUUUACAGUCAUGAUUUUCUUUGGACACGAAAGUCUUCCAUAUUCCUUUCCAUUACUCAGUCUGAAACCAUGCAUAAGACAAAAAAGUUUCCCUCAUUUUAAUCUUCAUUUAUAUACCCAUUUGCCAGUGGAACUUGCUUUUGAGUAGACAUGCACUUCAAGUUUUUGUUAGGGAAGUUUCAUUUUGCAGGAUUUGAAAGAUCCCAUAUCUUGACAUUUCAAUCAAACUAGACCAAGUUUGGCCAGAAGCCUCACCAGUAGAAUAUCCUGGUUCUGUUUUUCCAUGUUUCGUUCAGUUCUGUCUUUGUCCCUUGUGUCUGUGUUGGCAAUGAAUGUACUUCCUUGUUGGUACCCUGGAUGGCCAGGGCACUCGGUUGGGUGCAAAGAAUGGCAGCUUGCCUGGGCAAAAGCAUGCCUUGGAUUGUAACUCGUUUGGUUCACUUUCUGAUCUCUCCCAUAGACUUCUUCAGUCAGAAGAAAUGAUGCACUUAAGUUGUCUUCUGUAGACAAUUUUCCUCUUCUGCAUUAUUGUGGACAGAACCUAUUUGUAUAUAUUGAAAUUUAUGUAACUGUUAUAAUACAAUAAUGAAAUGGUAAAUUGUAUAUUUAUUACUCAUUGUAUUGUCCCAGAUUGGAUUUGGAGGAGUUGACAUGGGCUAUACCUUGUCAUACAUGUUGUCAAACAAUACCCAGUUUUACCUAGGGUGCCUUUGUGAAUAUGUGUUUGUGUGGCAUAACUGUGUCUCAGUCAAAUAGAGAUCCUUCACACUAGGGACCUCAUCACAUUAGGAAAUAUCCGUUUCUGAGACAGUUUGAGAACGGCUUCGAAUGGGUCCCAUCAUAUGAUGUUUUGCUGCAUUCCGUCAGUAAUACGUCGAAAUCUGUCUGCAAAGCAUCACAGAAAAUGGAGUAUUUUAACACUUAAAACUACGGGAUGCAUACUGAUAGAAACGGAGUGAUUCUUAUUGUAAUGUGGUCCUAGAACUAUUGUAUAACUAUUAAUAGCGACACAUUGUUGGGUGUGGGUUUUUAAAAAAUCUGUUAAAACACCAGCCUUAAUAGAAUCCUCAGGCUUUUAUUUUCAAAGUAGAAUUAGAGAGGUAUAAUCUCACUGUCUUGACAUAAUUCCAGUGUUCUUAGCAGUAACACCAUAAGCCCUUCAAUAAAGAUCUACUGGAUGUAUAUAGAAAAGGAAAUAGGUUUGCUGGCUUCGUGGUAGAACAGAAGUGAAACCGUCCACCAAGAAGCAAUGCCUGUUUUCUCGGAAUUUCCCUUCUUGGGGUAGAUUCCUCUCACUUUCUGUUGUUUCACCCCCAUUCUUAACUAUGAGUCAUUUGUAAAUUAGAUGUUUGUAACUCGGGAACUGUUACAAAUAAUACAGUUUAUGUCUGGUUUCCUUCAAUGAACUGGUACCAGAGCCCCAAGAAAGUGCAAAAACACACAGCCAGCUCUCCACAUUUGCUGGCUUUAGGGCCAUGGGAUACCUGCAGAAGUGAGAAACCCUCAAAUAAUAAAACUGCUAAUCCUUUUACAUGGGUGGACACCUCUCUGGGAAUAUCUGUUUUUUCCAGGAUGACUAUAAUCGGCAUUUCAAUCAAAUCUGCAGAAGUUAAAUCUGCAAUGUGAGGGCUGACUGUACUAUACAAGACUAUAAUAUUAAUAAUACAUAAAAUGGAAUUUUGUUGGUUAUUCCCAACUAAAAUAGGCCUAUUGAAUUCAUUGUAGAAGGAUGAAUCCCGCUGAUUCAAUAUGUCUUUCCUAAUCUAGGGUUAAUCAUAGCAUUUAGACCCAAAUUGCAAAGGGUAUAUAAAUAACAGCAAUGUAAACAUGGAAUUGCGAAGUUCAUCUUUAAUGGGAAAUCAUUCUAUUAUAUAAGUAAUGAAAAAGGGUUCCACAAACUGAUUAUACAAAUGCAGCACGAUAAAGGCGAUAGUGGGAAAUGAAGAGAUACAGAAGCACCUUCUACACUUCCAUGUCAUACAGAUUAUCAAAGCAGAUAAUCCACGUUAUCUCUUUUGAACUGGAUUGUAUGAGUCUACACUACCAUAUAAUGCAGUUCAAAUCAGAUAAUCUGGAUUUUAUAUGGCUGUGUAGAAGGGCUCUGAGAAAGCAGGUUUCCUGACAAGAAGCUGAAAUGAGAAAUUGCAGUAAGACAUAGGGACAAAAAGUUAUAUUAAGAAAGAUUUGGCAGAAGCUCCAUAUGGAAGCAUUUGAAAUUUAGCCGCUCUUUGGCAUUCACAUUGUUUUUUGAGGGAAGAAAACAAUUUUCUCUAAAAAAAACCUCCUAGAAUUACACAUUCCAGUCCCUUACUGUGGUUUUCAGAGCUUAUAAAAUACCAAGGAAUUAUGGCUAUUUGGAGGAAGAUACUAUUGAAAUAGGAGAAUAUCCAGAAGCCUGUAUCUGUCAAUUUGUUAAUGCAAUUAUCCUAUCUCUGUUCACUUGUUAAAACAGUUUCUCUUAUGGUUUGCUUCUUGAUCCUGAACUUGUUAGAUUUUGGUUCUCAUGUUGCAUUCAUCAUUGUGCUUGUAAUCAAUCAAUUUAUCUAAUUAUUUAUUAAUACCAAUAUGAUAAAAUCCUUUUCAUUAAUAUACAAUUUUUCAUUCCAAAGUUACAUAGUUAUAAUUAUUUAUAUCCCUUUAGUGUCUUUAGUCUUGAUUAUUUUAUUACAGUUGUGUACUUUUGAUCAUUUUUGUGUGAUACUUGUGGCACUCCAAAAGACUGGUUUCACAAACCAAACUCUUAUGGACCAAAAAUACUGUCUCAGUUAAUUGUAAACUGUCUUCUUUUUUAUUUGCAUUAUUUGUUCUUCAAGGUGGCGUUUGUCAAUUUGUCGUCUUAUGUAUUUGCAAGUCAAAUUUGGUUUGCUGGAUAGUAUACAAGAUACUGUGUUACCUUAACAUCAAAGAGUAGAUAUUAAUAUCUUGCUUAAUGCUGUACAUUUCCAGUCAGUAUCAAUGACAAGGAGCUCAGAAAUGGUCUCCAGAAAUAAUAGUAUUUUAAUUGUUCCAGAGAUGGUUUUUUUGUAUUGCGCUAAGUAGAAUAUGCCCAGUUUUCCUUUUUGGCAGCAUUCAUGUGCCCUUUAUCAUUCUGUCUAAAAUUGCUGGAUCAUGUAAAAUAAAUAUCCAUUCUGAUUACAUGAGAGGGCUAGAGGCAUGACCCCACAGUACUAAACAUUCUUGGAUGCAGGUUUUGCAGAUUUAAAUGUUCUUAAGAAUUCUUACUUCCAAAUAACUGUGGUUAUAGUCAUGUGCUUAGAGCACAUACCUAGUUCUGUCUGAACAAAAAUAGCAAAUGAAAUGCUGGGUCCUUAACUGCGAUCAUGCUUAGACAGGACAGAAUGCUGCAGUCGUAGAGUUGUUACAGUUGCAGCCUUAGCUUAGACUGAGUUUAACUUCAGUUAAGCUGGCUUUCAACAGGGGCAUUUAGUCUAAGAUAGUCUGACACAUAGAUGGAUCAGUUUAAAUAGCAAAUCACAGCACCUCCUCACAAACCAUGUACCUUUAAACCAGUGGUUCCCAACCUUUUCUUGACCAUUUUGACCAGGAACCACUCUCCAACAUUAGUACCAAAAGGGUUACAAAUCAGUUUUUGGCCAACUUUAGAUUUGGUUUGGUUAUUUGUGGUGCUGAUUCAGAAAAUGGCAUUGGAUAGACCACGUCAGUUAUAGUUUCUGAUACAGAACAUAGGCCAUCCAGUAUUAGUCGCUAUCUGCUUGCCCACAGAAAACCAUAUUUAAUAAUCUAGAGCUGACGUGGUAGUAAUUUUUCGUGAGAAGUCAGCCUCUCCCCUCCUGACAUCCCCAUUGCUUUGGCACUAUAAGAGGAUUUCGCAAGACGAGUCACUCUCAUUGCUGCAUGGUUUUGAGACCACGGUGUAGUAAUGGUGAGGCCGCGGACCAUAUUUUCGUUCUUGCGGAGCACUGGUGGUCCACAGACCAUAGGUUGGGAACCACUGCUUUAAACUUACAAAACCUGCCCUCGAGGUGAUACAAUGAUUUCACCGAGAUUUAUAUCACAGCCCUUGGUUUUUGUGGGAUAAACUGAUAUUUUCUGUCCAUUCUGGAUUCUUCACUUGAAAGAACCCCUCACAAGGAUAUUGUUGGUUGCACCAGGCCUAAAAAUGCUAUUUGAAAAAGAUCCAAACUGUGUGUAUUUCCCCUUAGAGAAAUGGUGCCUUGUUUAGAGACAAAGUCUCCAGUCCCUGAGGCCUUCAGAACGUGUCCUUUCAUCAAAAGUUUUUUCCUUCAACAUUGGGACUUAACUGGACUGCAAACUGUAAAACCAAACUAAGCAUCAUGUGGCACAUGAGAUAUUCAGUGCAGCGAUUUAGCCCAAUGCUUCUGAAUCAGAUGCACAGAACGGUAGCCCCUUUCCUCACUGUGCCAAGGACUGAGAUGCCCUGUUUUUGCCCAUUGGCUGCAAUUGGCUCUUUCUUGGAAGUUGGGCAGAGACGAGGUGCAGUGGUUCAGGAGCUGCCGUUUUGAGUAGCACUGCUAUAGCUAAGGUUGUCAGGUGUUUUUUUAUUAAAAGGAGGAGCUGUGCUUUGUAAGUCUGGCUGGUUAACUUAUUAGAAAGGAUAUACUUUUAUUUCAUGAUUGGAAAAUGUUUCAUUUUUAUAUAGCAUGGGUAAGGGGGAUCUGGACAUAUUGGCAAAACAUAAGGAGUAAGUGGGCAUGCUUGAAGCUCGUUGCCACUACAGAUAAUUAUGAUAGAAUUACAGCAGAUUCAAGAUGCCAAAAAAGAUGUCAAGUACUGUAAUACCUCAUUUAAUAAAGCAGAAAGUGCUCCUAGAUAGAAAAUUUUGUAUGAGACGAAGAAAUAACAUGCGAUAGUAUUUGCAUAACUUGCUGCACAGACACAAAAUAAGCAGUUCAACAUAUUUCAGAAAACCUUUUAUUCAAAACCAACAGUAUGGAUAUGUAAAAUGAAACAACUACAUUAAGCCUUGCAUAAUAACAACAACAACAUAGAACCUUCUGGAGAUCACUUCAAGGUUUCUUCCAAAAUUUAACCGGAAACCUAUUCUUUCCCAGCUCAGGAUUUAUUAUGGGGCUUACAACAGACAUGUUGCUGCAACCCACCAAUUGAGGUCUGUCUCCUUCACCAUCCUUAUGCCUGGUCUGCUAAAAAGCAAAACCAUCUAGACAGAAAAUGAGAAAGGAAAUAAAGGGGGCGGAAUUGAUGUAAACAUAACUUUGUUAACUGAGGUAUGUUUGUAUGGUUUUCAUAAAGACACAGCCUUGUCAGUGUU
This is a messenger RNA of Anolis carolinensis (green anole), 9647 nucleotides long. RefSeq names its product CKLF like MARVEL transmembrane domain containing 4 (gene cmtm4). NCBI's taxonomy places the organism in Eukaryota, Metazoa, Chordata, Lepidosauria, Squamata, Anolidae. Gene Ontology annotation, cellular component: membrane. The transcript has 4 exons. Bases 238 to 876 code for a protein of 212 amino acids. The record is from RefSeq and is a predicted model, not a curated record.